UCUUCACCCCCUCGGAGAGAGAGGGAGAGAGAGAGAGAAAGCGAAGAGAAGGGGGAAGGGGGGAGAGAGAGAGAGAGAGAGAGAGAGAGCGCCAUGAAGAUCUUCGUGAAGACGCUGAAGGGUUCGAACUUCGAGAUCGAAGUGAAGCCCAAAGACACGGUUGCCGAUGUGAAAAUGAUUAUUGAGACUAAUCAAGGCCAGAAUGUGUACCCAGCCGAUCAGCAAAUGCUCAUACAUCAAGGGAAAGUUCUAAAGGAUGAUACCACAUUGGAUGAUAAUAAAAUUUCUGAAAAUAGUUUUAUCGUUAUAAUGUUGUCAAAGGGUAAGGGCACAUCGAGCGGAGCUUCAUCCGUGUCCACUGCACCUUCAACUCAGAGGAAGAGCUUAUCCACUGGGGCUGCACCAACUGUGCCCGCUAAUGAGCCGCCCCCUACUAGUACGGUACCUCCUGUCCCUUCAACAACGGCAUCAGCAACAACUCAAGCACCGGCAGCAACUUUGCAACCGCCACCUGCAAGUGCACCUACUCCAACUGCCACAGCUGCCCCUGCUCCUGCUGUCAGUGUAUCCACUGAAGUUGAUGCAUAUGGUCAAGCCGCUUCAAAUCUCAUUGCAGGCGGCAAGUUGGAACAAACUAUCCAACAAAUUCUUGACAUGGGUGGGGGGACAUGGGACAGAGACACUGUUGUUCGUGCUCUUCGUGCGGCAUACAACAACCCUGAGAGAGCUGUUGAAUAUCUAUAUUCUGGUAUUCCUGAGAAUGUUGAAGCACCUCCUGCUGCUAGAGCGCCUGCAAGUGGCCAACCAGCUAAUCCCUCAGUUCAAGCUUCGCAACAACCUCAACCCGCAGUUCCUUCCAGUGGGCCCAAUGCCAAUCCGCUGGACCUCUUUCCUCAGGGUCUUCCAAGUUUUCCAUCAAAUGCCGCAGGCAGCCUUGAUAUGAUACGCAAUAGUCCCCAGUUCCGAAACUUGCUGACGCUAGUGCAGGCUAAUCCUCAGAUCCUACAGCCAAUGCUUCAAGAACUCGGAAAACAAAAUCCUCAGAUUUUGCGGCUGAUUCAGGAAAAUCAAGCUGAGUUUCUGCGGCUGAUUAAUGAACCUGCUGAGGGAGCAGAGGGGGAUUUACUAGGUCGGUUAGCAGGUGAAAUACCACAAGCCCUACAAGUUACUCCACAGGACCGAGAAGCCAUCGAGCGUCUUGAAGCAAUGGGCUUUGACCGUCAACUGGUUUUGGAGGUGUUCUUUGCCUGCAACAGGAAUGAGGAGUUGGCCGCAAACUAUCUUCUGGAUCACAUGCACGAGUUCGAAGAACAAUGAGUUUUAAAGUGCGUGCCUAUCCAUCGCCUAGCAUUCUGUACUGUCAAUACUUAGUUUGAAGUGGGAACACACCUAUGUUUUAUGUUCCCCCCUUCUCUUAUCAUUCUUCUAUUCUGGUCAAGAUCACAAUUGUGUACAAAGCUGCGUUAUGGAUUGUUUUACUUUUUAAAUCAGGGGUUUUUGGGUCACAGUGUAGUCUGGCUUAAUUUCGUGUUCUAAUUUCUCUAUUUUCCCAUUCCCAUGCUACAAUUUAUCGGAAAUGUAUGAAAAAACAAAAACACUUGAAACUUCUGGAGUCA
This is a messenger RNA of Ananas comosus (pineapple), 1616 nucleotides long. RefSeq names its product ubiquitin receptor RAD23d-like. Gene Ontology annotation, biological process: proteasome-mediated ubiquitin-dependent protein catabolic process; nucleotide-excision repair. Gene Ontology annotation, cellular component: nucleoplasm; cytosol. The coding region runs from base 94 to 1317 and encodes 407 amino acids. The record is from RefSeq and is a predicted model, not a curated record. Gene Ontology annotation, molecular function: damaged DNA binding; polyubiquitin modification-dependent protein binding; ubiquitin binding. The transcript is spliced from 13 exons. NCBI's taxonomy places the organism in Eukaryota, Viridiplantae, Streptophyta, Magnoliopsida, Poales, Bromeliaceae.